CGUUGCAUAUUGUGUACACAAGAUUAAACUCAAACUGCAACCGUGAUUAUUCAAUCUUGUUUUGUAAACAAAUUUAUGAAAUUAAAUUAAUAUUGGAAUUGGAAAUGAAUUUUCUUCCUAAAAUAAUGCUUCCCCAAUUGAUUUUCAAAAAAUCCAAAUAUUUAUCAACUAAAAUUCCUUCAUCUCUUGUUUCAAAUAUAAUAUCAACAAGCUCUGGCAUUACUGAUCAAAAUGUUCAAGAUAUUGUUACUAAACAUACUGAUUCAAAUGCUGUGACUGAACACCAUGAUCCAGAUAUGUUUAUUUCUGACAUAAAAGAUCCAUAUGAACUUCCAAAGAAAGUUUGCAUUGCAUGCAAGUAUAAAAUUCCAUUUGAUUAUAAGAAUCCAAGACUACUGAGUCAAUUUAUGUCUUCUUAUACUGGGUUUAUAUAUGAUAAACAUAUAACAGGUCUUUGUACUGCACAGCAAAAGCGCUUAGUAAGUGCUAUCAAGUUAUCUCAAACAUUAGGAUACAUGCCAAUUUUGAUCAAGGCACCACAAUAUCUCAGAGAUCCAAAACUUUUUGAUCCAUUUAAGCCUUCAAGACAUAAUCCUCAUUAGCAAUGUGGCUCAUUGAAAUGUGUUUUGAUAUUGUAUAUAGAGUAGUUUUAAAUUAAAGAAUAAAUGCUUUUGUUAAAAAUA
This is a messenger RNA of Parasteatoda tepidariorum (common house spider), 683 nucleotides long. RefSeq names its product mitochondrial ribosomal protein S18C (gene mRpS18C). Gene Ontology annotation, cellular component: ribosome; mitochondrial small ribosomal subunit. Gene Ontology annotation, biological process: mitochondrial translation. The record is from RefSeq and is a predicted model, not a curated record. Gene Ontology annotation, molecular function: structural constituent of ribosome; small ribosomal subunit rRNA binding. Lineage: Eukaryota; Metazoa; Arthropoda; Arachnida; Araneae; Theridiidae.